GCUGCUCCGCCCACAGCCAUAGCUUUCCUUUCCGACCUCCAAAGCGACGGCGCGUCUCCGUCCCUAUCAUGAGUCUCCGGUUAAGGUAACCAUUUGGAGGAACACUGUACCCAAGUCCUCCUUCGAGAACUUAGAAAAGUCUCGGCCACCGUCGCAACCAACCUAACCUUGUUUCCUUCUUCUCCCUAUUCUCGAUUCCGAGCUCGGCUCUUUCCUUCUGUUCUCUCAUCCUCCUCGCUCUGCUUCUCGCUUCAAAUUAGGUUGUGUAGGAACUUGUUUUCUUGGAGAGAAGAAUGUCUGGAGGGGGAACACAACAGAGCUUGAGGAAAUAUUUAGGGGCCAUCAAGGACACGACCACAGUUAGUUUGGCGAAAGUGAACAGUGAUUACAAGGAAUUAGACAUUGCGAUUGUAAAGGCGACAAACCAUGUUGAGCGUCCAGCAAAGGAAAAGCACAUUAAAGCUAUUUUUUAUGCCAUUUCAGCUGCAAGACCUCGGGCUGAUGUUGCUUACUGCAUUCAUGCUCUUGCCAGGCGUCUUGCAAAGACACACAAUUGGGCGGUUGCAUUGAAAACAUUAAUUGUUAUACAUCGUUCUUUAAGGGAAGUGGACCCCACAUUCCGUGAAGAGCUCAUCAAUUAUGGAAGAAGCAGAAGUCAUAUGCUCAACUUGGCUCAUUUUAAGGAUGACUCUAGUGCAAAUGCAUGGGAUUAUUCUACAUGGGUGCGGACCUAUGCUUUAUAUUUAGAGGAGAGGCUUGAAUGUUUUCGAGUGCUCAAGUAUGAUGUCGAAACAGAUCCCCCGAGAAUUCGCGAUCUUGAGACAGCUGAGUUGCUGGAACAAUUGCCAGCACUACAGCAACUUCUCUUUCGCCUGCUUGGUUGCCAACCACAAGGAGCGGCAACAUAUAAUAUUGUAAUUCAUCUUGCACUUUCAAUGGUUGCUGGAGAAAGUUUUAAGAUUUAUAAUGCCAUCAGUGAUGGUACAAUCAAUUUGGUUGACAAGUUUUUUGAGAUGCAGCGCCAUAAUGCUGUUAGGGCACUUGACAUAUACAGAAGAUCAGGUCAACAGGCAGAGAGACUGUCUGAAUUCUAUGAAGUAUGCAAAAGCAUCGAUAUUGGACGUGACAGAUUUAUAAAAAUUGAACAGCCCCCUGCAUCAUUUCUCACAACCAUGGAGGAAUAUGUAAGAGAUGCCCCACGAGCAUCAACAGUUCGCAAAGAUCAGGUAACAGAUGAGAAAAAUGCCACUCCAAAGGUUGUGCUGGCAAUAGAAGACAAGAAAACCCCAGAAGUGGAAGAAGCACCUUCUCCACCUCCCCCACCUCUGGAACCAGUUAAAGUUGAAGCCCCUGUGUCUGAGCAAACAGAUUUGCUGGGAUUAAAUGAUACCAGCCCAGAUACCUCUGAACUUGAAAAACAAAAUGCUUUGGCACUAGCCAUCGUUCCUGUUGAUACCGUGCCUGCAGCUGCCCCUUCUGGUAGUCUUAGUUCAGAGAAUGGAACUACUGGCUGGGAAUUGGCACUUAUCACAACGCCCAGCUCAAAUGAAAGUGCUGUGGCUUCAAGUCAAUUGGCUGGUGGGCUUGACAGGCUCACCUUAGACAGCUUAUAUGCUGACGCAGAUAGACGAGCAAACCAGAACACAAGCUACAACCCCUGGGAGACAACACCUAUGGCUGGCCCUGUUAUGCAACCAGUGGUUCAUGAUCCAUUCUAUGCCUCGAAUGCAAUUGCUGCGCCUCAUUCUGUGCAGAUGGCAGCCAUGGCCCAGCAACAGCAGGCUUUCAUGCUGCAGCAACAGAUGAUGAUGAUGGGUCAACAGCAACACCAGGUCCCUUUAAACCCACUUGGUAAUCCAUAUGCAACGGUUGGUGUUCAUUCGUAUGGCUCAAGUAAGCCUCUUCAGGCAUCAAAUAUGUACACAGGCUUUAUCUAGAUGGAAAGUAAAGAAUUGUCAUUCCAAGAUGUGAGGAAAGCUGAGUUCCUACAAUGUGGACUGGAAGGGCAACAGGUGUUUAUUGGUUGAUAAUGGUGGUUUAAUUCUUCAUGGGAGUGUAUCAUAUGCCAUGUAUGUGCAGUUAAAGCGUUGGCUUGAGAUUUGAUUAUUUGUGAACAUAGUUUCUAAUAAGUUCAUGAGAUUUGCGUGAAUUUCGUGAUGUUUAAUCUGCAAUUGCGGAGGAACUUUGUUCUUUAGGCUUGCCUCCCCUAUGUACCUAGAAUGGAGGGGAAAAAAGAAAGAGGAACUUUGAUAUGUUUACAAAUCAUUCAUUCUUGUUAGCUUCACUCUGUAUUAAAGCAUGUAAAAUAGAGAUUGUAGUCUGUACUUCUAUUUGAUGUUGAAUGGAACUUUUAGAUUUUCAUUA
Phoenix dactylifera (date palm) is the source of this 2364-nucleotide messenger RNA. Its product is annotated as ENTH/ANTH/VHS superfamily protein. The record is from RefSeq and is a predicted model, not a curated record. NCBI's taxonomy places the organism in Eukaryota, Viridiplantae, Streptophyta, Magnoliopsida, Arecales, Arecaceae. Gene Ontology annotation, biological process: vesicle budding from membrane; clathrin coat assembly; clathrin-dependent endocytosis. Gene Ontology annotation, molecular function: SNARE binding; 1-phosphatidylinositol binding; phosphatidylinositol-4,5-bisphosphate binding. Gene Ontology annotation, cellular component: clathrin-coated pit; clathrin-coated vesicle.